AUUUUUUUGUUUUUACAGAUUGGAUCGCUUCCAAACCAUUUUUUAUUCAAACCUAGGGAUCAUCCCAGGAGAUCGCGGAGAAGUGCCCCACACAUUACAAAGCGGUUGUAUGAUGAUAACCGGGUCUCGUGGGCAGAACAGCAGUAUAUCAAGCAAAGAACUAAACGAGGCUUUGUGAUGAAGACAGAUUCAGAAGACCUUUUUAAUGAUCCUUUGUGGACAAAACAGUGGUAUUUGAGAGACACAAGAGUCAACCCAAAGUUGCCAAAGCUGGAUUUACAUCUCAUACCAGCCUGGAGGAAGGGAAUAACUGGGAAAGGCAGUGUUGUAACCGUUCUUGAUGAUGGGCUGGAAUGGAACCAUACAGAUAUCUAUGCAAACUAUGAUCCAGAAGCAAGUUAUGACUUUAAUGAUAAUGACAAAGACCCGUUCCCAAGAUACGACAUUACAAAUGAGAACAAACAUGGAACGAGAUGUGCAGGAGAAAUUGCAAUGGUUGCAAACAACCACAAAUGUGGAGUUGGUGUUGCUUUUAAUGCCAAAGUAGGAGGGAUUCGGAUGUUAGAUGGAGUUGUCACUGAUGCCAUUGAAGCCAGCUCCAUUGGAUUUAAUCCUCAGCAUGUAGAUAUUUACAGUGCUAGCUGGGGACCAAAUGAUGAUGGAAAAACAGUAGAAGGCCCUGGUAGAUUAGCAGAAAAGGCCUUUGAGUAUGGCAUCAAACAGGGGCGAAAUGGAAAAGGCUCAAUUUUUGUUUGGGCUUCCGGUAAUGGUGGCAGACAGGGAGAUAACUGUGACUGCGAUGGAUACACAGACAGUAUUUACACCAUCUCAAUCAGCAGUGCAUCACAGCAAGGACUGUCUCCCUGGUAUGCAGAAAAAUGUUCCUCCACAAUAGCCACAGCCUACAGCAGUGGAGACUACACUGACCAGAGAAUUAUAAGUGCUGAUCUACAUAAUGAUUGCACAGAAACACAUACUGGCACCUCUGCUUCUGCUCCAUUGGCUGCUGGGAUCUUCGCUCUUGCUCUGGAACAAAAUCCUAACCUCACAUGGAGGGAUAUGCAACACCUGGUUGUCUGGACAAGUGAGUACGAUCCUCUAGCUAAUAAUCCUGGCUGGAAGAAGAAUGGAGCAGGUCUUAUGGUCAACAGUCGCUUUGGGUUUGGACUACUCAAUGCUAAGGCCCUUGUGGAUUUAGCUGAUCCUAAAACAUGGAAAACUGUCCCUGAGAAAAAAAUCUGCAUAAUUAAAGACAGUGACUUCACCCCCAGGCUUUUUAGAUCUGUGGAUGAAAUUACAAUUGAGAUCCCCACAAAGGCAUGUGAAGGCCAAGAUAAUUAUAUCAAGUCUCUGGAACAUUUACAACUGGAAGCCACUAUCGAGUAUACACGCCGAGGAGAUCUUCAUAUUACACUAACUUCCCCAUCAGGAACCAAGACAGUCCUCUUGACUGAAAGAGAAAGAGACACAUCAACCAAUGGUUUCAAAAACUGGGCUUUUAUGUCUGUCCAUACCUGGGGAGAAAAUCCGGCAGGAACCUGGACUGUAAAAAUCACUGAUGUGUCUAAACGAUUGGAAAACGAAGGAAGAAUAGUUAACUGGAAGCUGAUUCUACAUGGAACAUCUACCAGUCCAGACCACAUGACAAAUCCCAGAGUAUAUACUUCUUACAAUGUGGUUCAGAAUGACCGAAGAGGUGUGGAAAAGAUUACAAACGUUGAUAAGGAAUCUUCCAAUGAUCAAUUAGUGACAGAGAAACCUACAGAAAAUGAUGAAAAUUAUGAAAUGGAGGAUCCUGUGAAAUCAAAAGCCAUGCUACAUCUUCUGAAGAAUGCUUUUGACAGAGAAGGUGCUGCAUUUGCAGAGGAACAUGCUAAUAUUCCUAAGACCCAUUAUUAUCAUGCUCUGCAAAAACUUUACAAGCAGUCAGGUACACAAGACAAGGGGAACAAUCUAUACAAUGACUAUAUUGACCGAUUCUAUAAUAGAAGACCCUAUAAGCAUAGAGAUGAUCGAUUAUUGCAAGCUCUCCUGAAUAUUGUAGACAAGGAUUCAUAG
Molecule: messenger RNA, 2058 nt
Organism: Staurois parvus
Lineage: Eukaryota; Metazoa; Chordata; Amphibia; Anura; Ranidae
Source: the annotation of a GenBank genome assembly